This is a messenger RNA of Oncorhynchus gorbuscha (pink salmon), 414 nucleotides long. Its product is annotated as glia maturation factor gamma-like. Gene Ontology annotation, cellular component: actin cortical patch. The transcript is spliced from 7 exons. Gene Ontology annotation, molecular function: Arp2/3 complex binding; actin binding. NCBI's taxonomy places the organism in Eukaryota, Metazoa, Chordata, Actinopteri, Salmoniformes, Salmonidae. The record is from RefSeq and is a predicted model, not a curated record. Gene Ontology annotation, biological process: negative regulation of Arp2/3 complex-mediated actin nucleation; actin filament debranching. The annotation marks the transcript as partial.
GUCAGGGAGAGGUUGAAAAUGUCAUUUAGAUUUCGAAAAGAGACCAACAAUGCAGCCAUCCUGAUGAAAAUUGAAAUGGAGAAACAGCUUGUGAUCCUGGAGGAAGAGUAUGAGGACAUCUCCCUGGAUGACCUGAGGAAUGAACUUCCAGAGCGGCAGCCAAGAUUCAUUGUUUACAGCUACAAAUACGUCCAUACAGAUGGCAGGGUGUCCUACCCGCUGUGUUUCAUAUUCUCAAGUCCAGUGGGGUGCAAGCCUGAGCAGCAAAUGAUGUACGCAGGCAGCAAGAACCAACUGGUCUCCGCAGCAGAGCUCAAAGGUCAGGACUAUUUUCUGUUUCAGGUUUUUGAGACGCGAAACAUAGACGACUUGUCUGAAGAGUGGCUGAUAAACAAACUGUCUUUCUUUCGCUGA